CCGUCCCUCCCUCCGGUGACGCGGCCAUGAGCUCUCAUCCCCGCCGCGUCCGCCUGAAGCCCUGGCUGGUGGCCCAAGUCAACAGCGGUCAGUACCCGGGACUCCGCUGGGUGGAUGCCGAGAGGAAGCGCUUCUUCAUCCCCUGGCGCCAUGCCACCCGCCACAUCCCCAGCCAGGACGACGAGAACACCAUAUUCAAGGCCUGGGCCAAAGAGACGGGCAAAUACAACGAAGGCGUCGACGAGCCCGACCCCGCCAAGUGGAAGGCCAACCUGCGCUGCGCCCUCAACAAGAGCCGCGAGUUCAGCCUGAUCUACGACGGCACCAAGGACACCCCCAUGCAGGCCUUCAAGAUCUACGAGGUUUGCGAUGCCCCACAGCCCAACGGAGAGCCUUUCGCCGGAGAUGAGAACGUCGGCUGUGAAGAAGAGGAGGAGUUGCAGAAGAUGAUGCCAACGCUACAAAUUGCAGAUCCGUCCCACGGCGUGGAGCCCCUGCCCCCCUACCCGUGGCUGAAGCAGGAGGCCUUGUACCCGGGUACUUGUGCCAACGGAUCUUUCCCCCACGUGGCGCGCAUGAACAUUCCCCCUCCGCCCGUCAGUGCUUUUGCGGUAGGCGGUGAGCCCGCGGCGCCCAACUUUGCCGAACCAGCCGGAGGGAUCCCCCUCGUUCCAGGGGAUGUCCCCAUGCCAGCAGACCUGGAGCCCCUGCGCCCGGGGGGCUGCCCGGUGACGCCCAUGGAGCAGUUCAUCCCGGAUUUGCUGAUCAGCCCCCACAUGCUGCCACUGACCGACUUGGAGAUCAAGUUCCAGUACCGCGGCCGCUCGGUGGGCUCCCUGACCAUCAGCAACCCCCACGGCUGCCGCCUCUUCUACAGCAACCUGAAGCCCACCCAGGAGCAGGUGGAGCUCUUUGGGCCCCUGACGCUGGAGCAGGUGCCCUUCCCCAGCGCGGAGGGCGUGCCCAACGAGAAGCAGCGCUUCUACACCCACCAGCUGCUGGACGUCUUGGACCGGGGCCUCAUCCUGGAGCUGCAGGGCCAGGACAUCUACGCCAUCCGCCUCUGCCAGUGCAAGGUCUUCUGGACGGGGCCCUGCGCCGGGGAGCUGGCGGGGCCCAACCCCAUCGAGCGCGAGAAGAAGAUAAAGCUCUUCAGCCUGGAGAGCUUCCUCAACGGGCUUAUCAUGUUCCAGAAGGGCCAGAGCACCACGCCACCCCCCUACGAGAUUUUCUUCUGCUUCGGAGAAGAGUGGCCGGACCAGAAGCCUAAAGAGAAGAAGCUGAUCACAGUCCAGGUCGUGCCAGUAGCUGCGCGUCUCCUGUUGGAAAUGUUCUCCGGGGAGCUGUGCUGGUCAGCCGACAGCGUCCGCCUCCAAAUCUCCCACCCGGAUCUCAAGGACAAGAUGGUGGAACAGUUCAAAGAGCUGCACCAGCUCUGGCAGACGCAGCAGAGCGUCCAAGUCCAGGGCCUGCAGCUGGCCGGGCCCGAGAGCUGGCCCAUGCAGACCGGCACCACAAACAGCAUGUAGCCGCGAGAGGGGGGGGGCUGGGCGCCUCGCCACCCCCAGGCCAUGGCACAGGCUCCGACUCCAGGGGAGUCAGGAUGCCACUUUGCUAGUGGGCAGCCAGCGCAGAACCACAAGGACUUGCAGCCUGACCGACCUUUUGCUGAACCGAGAAAAAGCCACAGCAGUUCUUUGCAGGAUAAGGGCCUUCUUCCGAUUGCUGCAAAAAAAGAGAAGUGAGCUGUCGAAUGGAGGGGGUGC
This is a messenger RNA of Lacerta agilis (Sand lizard), 1766 nucleotides long. RefSeq names its product interferon regulatory factor 5 (gene IRF5). Gene Ontology annotation, cellular component: nucleus. Bases 27 to 1529 code for a protein of 500 amino acids. Gene Ontology annotation, molecular function: protein binding; DNA-binding transcription factor activity, RNA polymerase II-specific; RNA polymerase II cis-regulatory region sequence-specific DNA binding. NCBI's taxonomy places the organism in Eukaryota, Metazoa, Chordata, Lepidosauria, Squamata, Lacertidae. The record is from RefSeq and is a predicted model, not a curated record. Gene Ontology annotation, biological process: immune system process; regulation of transcription by RNA polymerase II. The transcript is spliced from 8 exons.